Fibroporia radiculosa is the source of this 1224-nucleotide messenger RNA. RefSeq lists its product as uncharacterized. The coding region runs from base 1 to 1224 and encodes 407 amino acids. The record is from RefSeq and is a predicted model, not a curated record. Lineage: Eukaryota; Fungi; Basidiomycota; Agaricomycetes; Polyporales; Fibroporiaceae. The transcript is spliced from 2 exons.
AUGUCCUCCGCUGGCUUGUUACCUGGUAUGCCCAUCAAUUUUUCCACUGCCCUACCCAAAUGUGACUCUUGCCUCCUCGGUAAACAGAUGCGUUCCACAGUGCCUAAGGUCCGGCAGGGUGUCCAUUUGUCUGAACGACUUGGGUUAGUGUAUGUGGACUUGAUGGGACCUGCCAAUGUGAAGUCUCUUUCAGGAAACCUGUAUGCUCUACACAUAAUAGACGACUUUACAUCCUACUCAUGGUCUAUCUCCCUCCCAUCUAAGGAUGCUGCCCUCCGCCUUUUCACUUCCUGGGCCACAGCACGUAUGACUGAAACCAACCUUCUCCUUUGUGCUGUUCAAAUCAACAAUGUACUGGCCACCAAGGUCAUCUCCCCUAUUCCAUCCUCUGUUGUAUCUUUUGCUCCCCCUGUGACACCCAUACCACCUCCUCUUGUUCCUGUUGCUCUGCCAUCUCUGGUUCCACCCCCUCUCCGUCAUUAUUCUUGGGUACCUGUUCCUUCUGAACGUUGGGUGGCUGCACUUGACCUACCUUACUCAUCUACCAUCUCUCAUGCUGUUGAGGCCUCUGCGGCUGCUGGCUCUUGUCUCUAUACUGCCCACACUUCUCACUUACCCCCCCUCCACCCACCUGCACCUUCUGAUCCUCUUGCAGCCUUGCUCUCCAGUCUUGCUGAUGUCCCUCCUGCUCUUACCUUGGACAUUGAGUAUCCUGGUGACCCUAGUACCCUUGCAGAAGCCAUGGCUUCUCCGUUUGCUUCACAGUGGUGCACUGCACUACUUGACAAAUUUCAGUCAAUUUGUGAUCUUCAUGUCUACAAGCUUGUUCCUAGGUCCUCUGUGCCCUCUGGUUGUCGUAUUAUGUGUGGUCGCCCUGUUUUCCAUUUGAAGUGUGAUCACCUGAAUGUCCCUGUCCGUUUCAAAGCUCGCUGGGUCUGUCAAGGCUUUGAGGCCAUCUUUGGGCAAGACUAUACUUGGACAUCCUCUCCCACUGUGCGUAUGGAAUCUUUUUGUGCCCUUCUUCACCUGGCCACUGCGCGCAACUGGGAGAUUCAUUAUAUUGAUGUAAAGACUGCCUUCUUAUAUGGUCUUCUUCCUGAUGAUAAGACAUACUAUAUGGAACAACCCCAUGGCUUUGAAGAUCCUGACCAUCCUGACUGGGUGUGGAAGCUUCUCAAAGGUCUGUAUGGGAUGAAACAAGGUGGUUGCUUGGUUGUUGGAUGA